AGCUUCACAACAAAGCGGCAGUUUGCAUCAACGGUGUUUCCUGAUGACGCCAUGGCGACUAGGACUGAACAACUCCUGAUUGUUGUGUCUAUUCUGGAAGGACGUCACUUCCCGAAGAGUCCUCGUCUCCGCCUGGUGGUUCAGGCGAGCUUUGACGGCGAGCAGCUGGCCACCGACCCGGUGGAGCAUCGGGAGAAUCCUCAGUUCAGCAGCGAGCUGGCGUGGGAGCUGGACCGCCGGACGCUGCACCAGCACAGACUUCAGAAAACUCCCAUCAAGCUCCAGUGCUUCACCCUCGACGCCGUCAGCAAGACACGAGAGGGCGUCGGCUACAUCGUCCUGGACCUGCGCUCGGUACAGGAAGUCAAACAGGAGCCGCGCUGGUAUCCACUGCUCUCCAGCAAGUACUCCAAACAGAGGCCGGCGCUGCUGCUCGCCACGCUGCUGGAGAACGACGCCAAGGCCUCGGAGCCGUCGCCUGAUAGGUUCAAAGCCAGGAAGGCCCCGCCCAGACAAGGUUCUCCUGCAGUCGCUGAGCUGCUUCCAGACAAACUGGAGGCGGAGCUUGUCUCAGACCAGGGCUUCCACCAGGUCGGGCCUGCGGCUCACUGCAGAGACAUGUUCGUCCUGUCCGUCACCGUCGCCUUCGCCACCAAACUGGAGCAGUUGAUCCCCAGCACGAUGAAGCUGUCAGCGGGGGGGUCAGAGUUCUUCUUCUACUAUUCUUUACUGGGCAACGACAUCACCAGCGAGCCGUUCCACAACCUGCUGAGUCCCGACUUCGAGCCGGAGCGCGCCUCCGUGCACAUCCGCAGCAGCAAACAGGUCCUGCAGAGCUUCCUGUCCCAGCAGCCCAGCCUACAGAUCCACCUGUGCUGUGGGAACCACUCCCUGGGCAGCACCGACGUGUCCCUCUCGGCUCUCUCUGUAGUUUCUGUGGAUCUUGAGAACAAGGGAGCGACGAUGGAGGGAGCGUUUGAUCUCAAACCUCCGAAUCGCACCAAAGAGAAACUGCCGUCACUUCCUGCCGACCUGCAGCCGACCGUGGGCGUGGCCGUGACUCUGAGGAGAGAGGAGGCAACACCACAGUCUUUAGGAAAUAAAGAAGGAAGUGGAGCUCGGACAAAGUUCAUCCCUCCUCCCUCGGUUCCUCCUGUUGAACAGAGACCUCGGAGCUCCUCUCCAGUCAGAAACCCCCCCGACUCCCCCCCCCCCGGUCCUCCUCUUCCUCCUGAUGCCUCUCACACAGAGAGCGAGGCCGAGAGUCUGCUGGUCGAGCUUCAACGAGGCCGAGAACAGACCAGAGCGACCGAUGCAGAUGUUCCCGUGCAGCUGCAGAGUCGGACCGAAGCCGCAGCCGAGGGCGGAGCUUCGUCCGUCAGCGUUUCUGCUCCCAAGGUGUCCAUCCCCUCCUCCGCCCAUCACUACUGCUUCUCUCUGGACCUGCGCAGCCUGAGGGGCGUCGGCCUCGUUCACCCCAUCGCUGCUACGCUCAGAUACUCGUACCAGUUCUUCGGCAGCGCAGCUCCCAUCAGGACCAGUCCUCCUGUGGAGCUGCAGAGGAACAUGGAGGUGUCUCUGCCUCAGUCUUACUGCGCCUUCGACUUCGCUGCGUUGCCACAGCAACUGCAGGACACGUUUCUCCGGGUCCCUCUGGUGGUGGAGCUGUGGCACAAGGACCCGUCCAGCAGGGAGCAGCUGAUUGGACGAGCCUCCGUCCAGCUGUCCCAGCUGCUGAGCUCGGACCGGAGCCGCCUGCAGACCACCACCGGAGACCCGAGACCCUGGAGACAGACUCACCAGGACCGAGUCCCCGUGGGGAACACACACCGGCCCUCGGAGAAAGUGGCGGAGUUGAGCUACCUGGCGACUCUGGAAGACCUGGGACUGGUCAAAGCCAGAGAGGUCCUCCUGUCCGACUCGACUCAGGUUGAACUUGAAUCCCCGACACGACCACCCCCCCACCCUGCAGCUCCCAGCCUGCCCCCGGCCCCCGUGGCCCCCCCGGCCCCCAGAGACACCCUGGAGUACCGCACGGCCCUGGAGCUGGAGCUGUGGAAGGAGGAGCAGGAGGAUCUGUUCGAUGAUCAGUUGAAGGAGAAGGAGCUGAGCCACAUGCAGGCGCUGGCCGAGGAGUGGAGGAGGAGGGACAGAGAGAGAGAAGCUCUGGUCAAGAAGAAGGAGGUGGAGUUCAACCUGCUGGAGGAGCAGCUGCAGAAAACUCUGUGUGAUCUGGAGAAAAGAGAGAAACAGUUGUCGGAGGGCGAGCUCCAGACCCAGCGGCUGCAGCGGGACCUGCGAGCGGAGCACGAGCUGAGCCAGAGGGAGCUGCAGGAGGCCGGCCGCAGGCUGCAGCAGGACGCUGACCACCGGGGGGCGCUGGAGAGAGACAAGGAGCGACUGGUGGAGGAGGAGAGAGGGCGGCUGCUGCAGCAGGUUUCAGACGCUGAGGCUCGGUACAAACAGCUGGAGAAAGAAUUCCAUCUGUUCAGAGAACAACAGUACAUGAGGCCUGAGGUCGGCCUCCAGUCAGAGGUCAACCUGCUGAAGCUCGAGAAGGUGGAGCUGGAGAGGAAGCUGGAGUCCACCACCAAGUCCAAGCUUCACUACAAGCAGCAGUGGGGGCGGGCCUUAAAGGAACUGGCCCGGUUCAAACAGCGCGAGCAGGAGAACGCCAUGACGCGUCUGAGGAGGCAGCAGGAGGAGCUGGAGGCCAUGAGGCAGCGUUACCUAGCAACCGAGGAGAAGGAGGUGAUCCGACAGGACAGGCAGGAGCUGGACGGGAUCAGGAACGAGAUCAACAGGUUGAAGCAGCAGGACGACGGAUUAGGCCCCGCCUCCUCCCUGUCAGGCCCCGCCCUGAACGAGAGCGCCGACGAGCACCUGACCCGCCUCCUGGAGGAGAGAGACACGCUGCUGAAGACGGGCGUCUACACCCACGAGGACAAGAUCAUCGUCGAGCUGAACCGACAGAUCCAGGACGCCAUGAGGGGGCGGGGCGGGAACCUCUGAGCGCCGCCGGGCCGGCCAAUCAGAGACAGCCUCAGCUGAGACGCAGCAGGUUUUUAUUUCUGUGAAGAAAAGAAUCGACAUCGUGGAAAGUGAAGUUUCUUCUUCCUCCUCCACGUGAAGUCGGAUGUUACAGAUCGUUACAGGAACUUGAAUCUCAUUCACUUAUUUAAUCUGAAGCGUAAAAAACACUAGUUAUGAAAUUUAUUGAAACUAUUUCUCAGCAUUUUUGUAGAAAAUAAUCGAUUGAGAUGAAAUAUGUUUAUAAGUGAAACUAAUUUGUUUCAUUCAAGGAUGAAAAACGUAAACUUUAAACAAAUGAAUUAUACAAAUAGAAAUGAACUUCAAAAUAUUUUUUCCCUUUGAAUCAUCUCAGUUAAAUAAAAU
Limanda limanda (common dab) is the source of this 3396-nucleotide messenger RNA. It is a transcript of the gene cep120, whose product is annotated as centrosomal protein 120. The transcript is spliced from 22 exons. NCBI's taxonomy places the organism in Eukaryota, Metazoa, Chordata, Actinopteri, Pleuronectiformes, Pleuronectidae. The record is from RefSeq and is a predicted model, not a curated record. Gene Ontology annotation, biological process: interkinetic nuclear migration; centrosome cycle; positive regulation of centriole elongation. Gene Ontology annotation, cellular component: centrosome; centriole. The coding region runs from base 52 to 3012 and encodes 986 amino acids.